Messenger RNA from Lucilia sericata (common green bottle fly), 2805 nucleotides. RefSeq names its product coiled-coil domain-containing protein 191. The record is from RefSeq and is a predicted model, not a curated record. Gene Ontology annotation, molecular function: phosphatase binding. NCBI's taxonomy places the organism in Eukaryota, Metazoa, Arthropoda, Insecta, Diptera, Calliphoridae. Bases 67 to 2742 code for a protein of 891 amino acids. The transcript has 5 exons.
ACUGAAGUGAAUACAAAUUCAAAUCAAUUAUUACAAAAUUGUCUAAAAUUUUUUUAAUAAUUUAUAAUGACACAUCCAAAACGUGAUAAAUUAGCAUCCAGUAAUAAGGAUACAAGAUGGGAUCGCAUACGUAAGAGACAUUGCAGCAAUAUUUCAACAAAUUUAAAAUCAGAUGCUGUGAAGAAAUUCAUAGAAAUUGACUAUAUUGGAAGGCAGCAACAAAAUAUAAUGAAUGGUGACAACAGCAGGGAAUCCAAUCUAGAUCCGGUCUUAGUAAUGAAUCUAAGACAUGAAAUGUUUAAAAAGAUACCUAGAAAAUUACCCCUAGCAACGGUUGCCUACGCUAAGAAUUUGCAACAGUGCAAGGAGCACAAUAUUGCUGUCGAAGAUCAUUAUAUAGAGAAUCAAUUAAAUCAAUUUCGUAUGCAUUUACAAAAGCAACACAAACAUAAUAGAGUGCCUGAGAAAAAGUUGCACUCUUUGUUAAUCGAUAAUACGGAUAUUAUAAAAAGUUUAGAAUCUUCUCAUAAACAUAUAGAAGAUUUUUAUAAUACUCCCAUAGAUGCCUUACAGGAGGUACAUGACUUAUUUACAGAUGAAUUGAAAAAACAUGCCAAAUUGAUAGAAGAUGAAGAAUUUAUGGAAACAAAAAGAAAUACUCUGGAAAUUGAUUAUUUAUCAAAGGAACUGGAAAAUAAUAUAGCUAAUGAGGCAGUAGAAACGGAAAUAGCAAAUACUUUAGAAGAGCAACCAACAACAUUAGCAAUUGAGAAUCAAGAAAGUAGGGAAGUAAAACCAGAAGAAAAUAUUUUAGAUUUUAUGGCCGAAAGAAUGAGUGAAUUAAAUUUGAAUAAUGAAAUAUUCGAUAUGAAUUCUCAAGUUAAAGCUGAGGAGAAUUUUCAGCGUACUCCCAGUCCCUUGGCUAAUACAGAUGAGAUUUUAAAGCCCUUAAGGGAGGUAAUAGAAGAACAAAAUGCUCUACACUUAAGAUGCGUAAGAUUUGAUGAUGACAUUAACAUUUGUCGGGUUAAAAGAGAAUCAUCUGUAUGUUCAAAUACUAGUGAUGGUAUCGAUUCAGUUAUAUCUGAUUUAGCUGAAGAGGCCUUGAAAGAAUUGGAAAUGGAAGAAGAGUUUAAACUAGAAGACAUAUUGGAAGAAAAUAAUUCAGAAAGCAACCAAACUAAACAGAAUUUAACGUUAAACGGCUGUUCUCUACACAAAACUAGCAGCGAAAGCAAUGAUUUAAUAGUUACCGGUAAGAUGGCUCAUUAUGUUAAGUCUUCAGAAGAAGAAAAUGAAGAAAUAAACCCUUCAAAUGGUUCUUCCAAGGGAUUGGAAAACAACACAUAUUCAAAUAGUGAAAAAUCUAAUAUUAUAGAAAACUUAUUUCUAAAUCGUGCCCAUAACAACAUCUCUAUAAUGCGUAAAUAUUUUCUAAAAUGGGUCCAUUAUACUAACAUUGAAAAAAUUGAAAGGGAACAUGUAGAUGGGAGAGCUGAUCGUGUUAAAAAGAUAAAUAUUUUCCUGGACAAAAUACGCAUUGAAAAAAAUCGUUUGAAAAAUAGUCAGAAAACCGAAAGUGAAUUUGCGUUUGAAAAUGGACAUAAGAAAAACGGAGAGAAAAAGGAUACCUUGGAAAAUGUGAAAGUAAAUAAGAAAUACCAAAACAAAAUUAAAGUUCAACAAGAUAUCAUAGAUUUGCAACGUCUAAAGUUGGAGCGACAGGAACGUAUAAUUAUGGAAUUAAAGCUACACAAAUUGUCUGAGGAAGCUAAGGAAGCGCGUCAGGAACUGAAGAAUGAAUUAAAAUCCGUUAUACGUUCAGGUGAUCCCAAAUCUAAGGCUAAGGCCAAAUGUUUGCAAUUAAUAGGUAAUCUUAAGGAUGACGAAGAUGAUCAUUUAAAUAAACUGCAAGGUAAAGCUCUUCUAAUGCCUAAAUUUCUGCAAAACAUGCAAGAAAGGGCAUUGGAACGAAGUAUACGUCAUGAACAAGCUAAACAAAGAAGACUACAGCAGGAAGCCGAAAGAGAGGCUCAAAAAUUAGCUCUAGAGGAAGCCAAGCGUCAGGAAGAUGAAGAAGCUAAACGAUUGCGUAUAGAAGCCUUAAGAGAAAAACGUCGCCAAGAGAAAAUGGCUAAAAUCAUUAAAGAACGUGAACGUCAGAAAUAUUUAGAAAAUCAACGUAAGGCCCAGGAAUUCUACAAACGCAACUUGCUUAAACGUAUAGGCAUGGAGUGUUUCAAACGCCUGCUGCAACGCAAAAGGGAUAACCUAAAAAAAUGUGAAGAACUUCGACGUUCGCUAUAUAAGAAAACCUAUUUUCAAGCCUGGUUUAGUCUUUAUCGUAUACUUAAAGCUAGACGUAAUCAAAAAGCAGAUGAAUUAUACGAGAAAUUUUUAAAACGUCAAUAUCUACAGGUAUGGUUGCAAUAUGUCUACGAUGAACGUAGCAAAUAUAAUGUUGCUGUGGACUAUCAUGAAUUCAAAUUAACCGAAAGCAUGUUCCAUCAAUGGUGGGCAUAUACAAAACGAAUGCAAAUGAUUGAGGAGACUAAAAUGAAACAGGCCGUGUCGCAUCAUGAAUGGCAUCUAAAAUGGAAAGUAUUGGAUUGUUGGCAAAGAUUGCCACAAAUAUUACAACUGGAAAAGGAAACCGAGGAAAGAAGACAAAGAUGGCGUCUAAAAAUCUGGGAACUUUUACCCGAUUACACACCAAACCGAGAUGAUUUGAAUUUUAUGUAAAAAUGAUAUUUAGAUAUUUUAAAAAUAACAUUUUGUAACAGAUUUUUAAUAAAUUUAUAUAAA